AUGUCCGAGAUUCACCCAAUCGAUAACGUGACAGAAAUGGCGGAUAUUCCCGCAGUGGAUUGGCAUCAAAUCAAGCAACAUGACUUCAUCAACUGCCGGGCCAUCCGGACUUCCUCAACUGUCGUUCAUCGCCAAAUGAUCGAAGGCCUAACCCAAGACGUCCACGGAUCGGCGAGGUAA
Messenger RNA from Penicillium paradoxum, 180 nucleotides. RefSeq lists its product as uncharacterized. The record is from RefSeq and is a predicted model, not a curated record. The coding region runs from base 1 to 180 and encodes 59 amino acids. The transcript has a single exon. NCBI's taxonomy places the organism in Eukaryota, Fungi, Ascomycota, Eurotiomycetes, Eurotiales, Aspergillaceae.